This is a messenger RNA of Phragmites australis (common reed), 1277 nucleotides long. Its product is annotated as expansin-B3-like. The record is from RefSeq and is a predicted model, not a curated record. The transcript is spliced from 4 exons. Gene Ontology annotation, cellular component: extracellular region. Lineage: Eukaryota; Viridiplantae; Streptophyta; Magnoliopsida; Poales; Poaceae. The coding region runs from base 206 to 1006 and encodes 266 amino acids. Gene Ontology annotation, biological process: sexual reproduction.
AUGUGACCCCUGCGUACCAAAGCACGUCGGGUGCAACGACCGUUGAUGGCGAUCGCGUGCGGCGCACUGCGUUCGAUCGAUUCCUGCCUAUUAAUACCCCGGCAAGGUGCUCCUCCCCAGACCAUCCAAACACAGAACCUCCUCUCUACUGCUUAGUACCAUUAGCUACUCUCUCAAGCUUUGAGUUGGUAACGAAGCUAGCAAUAUGGCCUCCGUCUCCUGCAAGGUGGUUGCACUUGGUGCAGUGCUCUUCUCCCUCCUUGUCACGUAUGGCUCGUGCGCUAGGCCGGUCAAUUUUAACGCCUCCGACUUCACCGCCGACCCCAACUGGGAGGCUGCCAGGGCCACCUGGUACGGCGCGCCCACCGGCGCCGGCCCUGACGACGACGGUGGCGCCUGCGGCUUCAAGAACGUGAACCUGCCGCCGUUUUCGGCCAUGACGUCCUGCGGCAACGAGCCCCUGUUCAAGGAUGGCAAGGGCUGUGGCUCCUGCUACCAGAUAAGAUGCGUCAACCAUCCUGCAUGCUCCGGCAACGCAGAGACGGUCAUCAUCACUGACAUGAACUACUACCCGGUCGCCAAGUACCACUUCGACCUCAGCGGCACGGCCUUCGGCGCCAUGUCCAAGCCCGGCCGCAACGACGAGCUCCGCCACGCUGGCAUCAUCGACAUCCAGUUCAAGAGAGUGCCCUGCAACUACCCCGGCCAGAAGGUGACGUUCCACGUCGAGGAGGGCUCGAACCCCGUCUACUUGGCGGUGCUCGUCGAGUUCGAAGACGGCGACGGCGACGUGGUGCAGGUGGACCUCAUGGAGGCCAACUCCGGGUCGUGGACGCCGAUGCGCGAGUCGUGGGGAUCCAUCUGGAGGCUGGACUCCAGCCACCGCCUCACGGCGCCAUUCUCGCUGCGCAUCACCAACGAGUCCGGCAGGACGCUUGUGGCGAACCAGGUCAUCCCGGCCAACUGGGUGCCCAACACCUACUACCGCUCCAUCAUCCAGUAUUAGCUCAUGAUCUCCCGCCGAGCAAAAUUAUUCGGUGUCAUUGGCUUGAUUAUUAGUUUGGUAUUGUGUCGUCUUUGCACUGGAUUGAGGUUCCUUAAACAGUUACAGUAGGUGGGACAUCACGAGUCGGGCUAUGCCGUAGCUGUUGUUGUAUGUCUCCAGAGAUAUGACGACUGGGAAAUGGAGGAGGCAGUUUGCAUGUGCUUUCCCGCCCACGGUCAAUGAAUGUACCAGUGUGAUCAAGAUUAUAAAUUAUUAGCAACAUUAUGUGGUC